AUGCAUACCAAUAUGGGGGAGUUGGUGUGGGAGUUGUUUGGAGAGGAAACUUACAAUGAGCAGGGAUUACCUCCUGGAUUUAGGUUCCAUCCGACUGAUGAGGAGCUUGUGACCUUCUACUUGGCAUCCAAGGUGUUCAAUGGGGGCUUAUGUGGGGUGGAUAUAGUCGAGGUUGACCUUAAUAGAUGUGAGCCAUGGGAGCUCCCAGACGCGGCAAAGAUGGGAGAGAGGGAGUGGUACUUCUACAGUCUCCGCGACCGGAAGUAUCCGACGGGGCUGAGAACGAACAGGGCGACGGGGGCCGGCUAUUGGAAGGCCACCGGAAAGGACAGGGAGGUACACGGCGCCGCCAAUGGGGCCCUUGUCGGCAUGAAGAAGACGCUCGUCUUCUACAAGGGGAGGGCGCCGCGCGGCGAGAAGACCAAGUGGGUCCUUCACGAGUACCGUCUCGAAGGUGACUACGCCUGCCGCCACCGCUGCAAGGAAGAAUGGGUGAUAUGCAGGAUAUUUCACAAGACAGGAGGAGACAAGAAGAACCAAUACUACCCAAACCCCUCAUAUACAAUAAACCCAUCCUCUUCCACUCCCAGUACUUGUAUCCUCCCAUUCCUAGACCCCCAAACCCUAGAAACCCCUCUCCAAACCCUCCACAACCACCACCAACCCUAUUUCCAUCUAAACCAAGAACCCAUUAAUCCCCUCUUCCCCCUCCCUCCUCUCCCUUCCUUUGCUUGUUCCUCCACCUUCCUCCCAUCCUUCCCUAAAAGCCCUCCAAAGGAAGAGGACACAAAUGCACUAUUAAACCCUAAUGAGGAGGCCAUGUUCCCUGCUAAUUGGCUCGAAACGUACAUACAAAACCCCUUCGUUUAUGAGAUGGGCUUUUCACUUCCGGGCCCUGGGGCACCAGUUUAUGACGUGCCCCUCCUGGGCUACACUGCCACAGGAGAAUCUGGACCGUUGGUUUCUAAUUAA
Messenger RNA from Ananas comosus (pineapple), 972 nucleotides. Its product is annotated as protein CUP-SHAPED COTYLEDON 3-like. Gene Ontology annotation, molecular function: DNA binding. The coding region runs from base 1 to 972 and encodes 323 amino acids. The record is from RefSeq and is a predicted model, not a curated record. Gene Ontology annotation, biological process: regulation of DNA-templated transcription. NCBI's taxonomy places the organism in Eukaryota, Viridiplantae, Streptophyta, Magnoliopsida, Poales, Bromeliaceae. The transcript is spliced from 3 exons.